Molecule: messenger RNA, 2034 nt
Organism: Momordica charantia (bitter melon)
Lineage: Eukaryota; Viridiplantae; Streptophyta; Magnoliopsida; Cucurbitales; Cucurbitaceae
Product: F-box protein SKIP22
Molecular function (GO): protein binding
Source: RefSeq, a predicted model, not a curated record
UAACGCCAAAGACGGUCUCAGCGGCAGAAUAUAAUCCCAACCAGAUCAACGGUUCGCCUAUUUUCUUCAUCCGCAAGAACAGAAUUGAAAUCCACAGUCUCUUCGAACCCUAAUCUUAACUGAAUCGGAAGAAUUUCUGAGUGGAUACGCCCAAAUUCAACCAUGAAGUUGAGAUUGAGAUCCCUAGAAUCCAAAGAGACCGUCAGAAUUGAAGUCCCCGAUCAAUCUACUCUCCAGCACUUGAAAGAGACGCUCCUCCAAACACUCUCCUCUUCAUUUUCCGCCGAUUCUCUUCGUCUCUCUCUCAAUCGGAAGGAUGAACUCCGAGGAUCGUCGCCGGAGGAUACGCUGCACUUCAUGGGUAUUACUUCAGGUGACCUUCUUUUCUUCGCUUUUAAUCCUUCGGGAUUUUCCUCUCAGGGAGGUACGUCGAUUCAAUCUCCUCAAGCUCCUGUUCCUGGUGCGUCUUCAUCGCGACCGCAGGUUCAAGGAAAGCAAAUUCAGGGCAUCGACUGCGAUCUUAAAAAACCUAGAUUGGAGAACUGUCAUGUAGUGGAGCACCCUCCUUUAUCCAUGGGACCCGAGUCAUUGGGUGAAGAAAUGACUACAGGCAGCACGGUCGAGGAAGGGGAGAAAAUUUUGGAUUCGGAUUGUGAAGAAAUGGACGUCGAGGACGAACCAAUCGGAGUCGUUGAAAAGAAAUGUUCGAGGCCGAUUUUUUUGAGGAGAGUGCUGAAGGAGGAGUUAGGUUAUGAUCGUAAUGCUCACAAGCUGUUGGUCACUGCCGUCCACGCGGUCCUUUUGGAGUCUGGAUUUGUGCUGAUUGAUCCUAAUUUAGGUGCUGAGGAUAAUCAUUUCCAUAUGCCGGAAGAUUGGCCUUCCCCAUCGUUUUCGAUGUCUCUUUGGUACACUCUACCCGAACUUUUGGCCGAGGGGGGCAAGAACUCUGCCAUGACUGAAAUAGUUUUAUUGAAGUUUCAGAGUUUGGGGCACUUUGUUAAUGUUUAUGGGUCUCUUAGCUGCAGUAGAGGAUCAAGUGUGUAUCGUGUAUCUUUAGAUGAAAGAAAAUUUGCACCGAGUCUUGAUCUGAUUUGGGUGGAUUCAGUGGCCAGCCACAUAAUGGACGAAAACGAAGGGAACCCAGAGAGACAAGUUUUUGAAUUUUGGAAGGUAGUGAAGGAUGCUCUUGCAUUGCCACUCUUGAUUGAUCUGUGUGAAAAAACUGGUCUACCUCCUCCUGCAAGCUUUAUGCUACUUCCAGCUGAUGUGAAACUGAAGAUUUUGGAGGCUCUCCCUGCUGUAGACAUUGGAAGAGUUGAAUGUGUGUGUACUGAAUUGCGCUACUUGGCCUCCAGUAAUGAGUUGUGGAAGCUGAAGUUCAAUCAAGAGUUUGGUUGCGAGGACGAUGUUCGAGGAAUCAGGCUUUGGAAGCCAAAAUAUGUUUCAUAUCUGGAAAAUGAAAAGCUGAGAAACAGGAGGACUACCCAAUUGAGGGAUCUUGUUGGUUUCAGGCGACAGUACCAACCCGCUUUCAGACGAGGCCCUUUUCCUUUUCCAGCUCCUCAUGUAAUUGGGGGAGAUUAUGACAUUGUGCCUGGUAUCAGGCUCCCUACAUAUGGACGUCCUGGACAAACAUUAGGUCGGGUUCCACGGCGAUACGCUUUCAUGCCAAAUUGUGAUUUGAGAGGAAGAUGAGUAUGGAAUCUGAGCUCCAUCUAGGCACUUUUUGGCUCUAGUUUUUGGUGUUUUAUGCAAAGGAAUAAGCUGUUAGAAAUCUUUGCCAUAAUGGAGAUCAUCUCAGGUUAGGCCAUGGAUCUUUGUCUAUAUAGCUAGCCUCAAAGCUCUUGUUUUUGCAUAAGUGAAAUGACUUAGAGACAUUGCUUUUUGAAGUUUUUGUCAUUCACCGUUUUGUUAUUUAAAGGCUUUUAAUAAGUUGGGUUCAACUGUAAAGUGGAAUAUUGUCAUGUUUCUGUCUAAGCUGAGACGGUGAUUAUGUGAUUGUGUUAAAUUAAAUAUUGCCUUUGCUUUCUGAAA